GUAGGCAGCGAAGCGCGAAAGUUGUACGAUUAUACCGUCAUGUUAUCCAGGUGGCUUUGUGCAUUUUUCUUAAUCCUGGCGAUUCAAAAUAUUAUUGCUGAUACUGGACAUGUUGAUGUAAUCAAAUAUAAUAUGGUAUACUAUAACUUGUCUACACGUUUGGGAUUAAGAGCUGAACUGGAAGACACCGGUCGACGUCCUUCAGCCAACGCUAGGAUUUCUUUUCGUGGGUUGGAAUGCAACUGCGUGAACCUCACGUGCGGCUGUUGCGCCGGCAUCAACAUGACUGCCAUCAACUUCGAUCGUCAUGCCUGCACCAAUUUCACCUAUAAUCCCGAGGAGUUUGCCAUCAAACUCGCAAUCAUAAUGAACGAGAGAGUGGUUUAUACCAAUUCUUUGUCCGCCAAAAAUCCACCACCUCUCUGCGUGCCCUUUGCUUAUUUUCCCAUCGUGGACUUCUGCGUGCGCUUCUUCGACAUUUACACGCCCGGGAGCAAUCUCCACGCUUGCAUCGACUUCGAGACACGCGUGGUGAACUGGCCGAUUCUAAUCCUGCAUUUCAAUUGCAUUAAAAUCGGAGCGGACGGUCUUUCCUGGACAAAACCAGAAGACGGCAGUAAUGUUUUUCAAGCUUUGACGGAAGUGAGCGGGCCCGAAAUAUACGACGAUGUGGACUUUGAGAACGACCCUGUGUUUCCGAACAAUCAGACUUCUUCUGGCUUGACACCCGAAGAGGAAGACAACAUCGGUCAAUUAAAGCUGUGAUUUUUACGUAUAAUAUCGCAUGACUGUACGGUCGUUGUAACGUUAUUAUUAUAAUAGUCUUGUACUUGAUUUGUCGUUAUUUAUUAUAUUUAAAUAGAACGUAUACAUAUAAUUAUUGGAAUAAAGUUGGAAUGUGUAGCACCAGUAGUGUAUUUGUGAGAGUAGCCUUUAGACUUUCCCAAAUAUUUUGUA
Molecule: messenger RNA, 957 nt
Organism: Harpegnathos saltator (Jerdon's jumping ant)
Lineage: Eukaryota; Metazoa; Arthropoda; Insecta; Hymenoptera; Formicidae
Exons: 3
Coding region: 40-765 (241 amino acids)
Source: RefSeq, a predicted model, not a curated record